Messenger RNA from Heterobasidion irregulare TC 32-1, 948 nucleotides. Its product is annotated as peroxisome biogenesis factor Pex10. The transcript has 5 exons. Bases 1 to 948 code for a protein of 315 amino acids. Gene Ontology annotation, biological process: protein import into peroxisome matrix. Gene Ontology annotation, molecular function: zinc ion binding. The record is from RefSeq and is a predicted model, not a curated record. Gene Ontology annotation, cellular component: peroxisomal membrane. Lineage: Eukaryota; Fungi; Basidiomycota; Agaricomycetes; Russulales; Bondarzewiaceae.
AUGCAUAAGAAAUGGACAGUUCGGGCUCACCAGAGAGAUUUGAUCCAUGUCUCAUCCUUGAAGGAGCAGACAGAAAGUAUACUCCGAGCACUACUAGGAUCGCGUUGGCUCACUCGGUAUGAUAAGGAAGUUGAGCUGCUUGUCAAGAUCACAUAUCAGGCGCUGACCACUGGCCGUGCUGUUCAAUCUCUUGGGGAGGAGUAUACUGAUAUAUGGCCGCAUCCCGGUCGCAUACGCGUACCUUAUAUCCGAGCAACACUCGUUCUGCUACCAACCCUACCAGCGUACAUCCUAGCACGCAUGGCAGCAAUGCUCCCUUCUACGAAUGGACGCUUGAGGGGUAUUGUGAAGGACAUGACGAAUGUGCUCGAGGUCCUAAUGGAAAUCAAUCUUGCAUUUUUCUACUUGCGGGGUACAUAUUACGAUUUGAUCAAGAGAGGGCUAGGCAUGCGGCAUAUUUCAGCGAUACCAGAAGACCCCCAUACAAGGCCGCCAACGUACUCACUACUCGGGGUGCUGAUUCUGGUCAGAUUGCUUUACCGAGGGAUCAACGUCCUCCGUACCCAUUCCUCAAAACACGCACCAGUUGACUUGGUCCCCAACAGCUCCAGCGGCUCUGAAGCUGUAUACUCGGUCGACAACAACCCGCACAUUGAUGCACGCCCGAUAUCUUCACUUCUGGACACGGUCGAGGCAGAUUCUGCUACCACACUCUCCGCAGAAGAAGAUAAGCUAACUGUUAUAGACAUGAAAGCUAUACCGCAGGAGAUUCGGGCAGGACGCACUUGUACGCUUUGCCUUGAGGAGCGAACAGCAAGCUGUGCGACGGAAUGCGGGCAUCUGUUUUGUUGGACUUGUAUUUAUGGAUGGGGGAGGGAAAAGUCAGAGUGCCCGCUUUGCAGGCAGUCGUUGGACUUAACGCGGCUACUACCCGUCUAUAACUUGUAA